Molecule: messenger RNA, 1881 nt
Organism: Myotis davidii
Lineage: Eukaryota; Metazoa; Chordata; Mammalia; Chiroptera; Vespertilionidae
Gene: CDHR5
Product: cadherin related family member 5
Exons: 16
Coding region: 1-1881 (626 amino acids)
Biological process (GO): homophilic cell-cell adhesion; multicellular organism development; calcium-dependent cell-cell adhesion
Cellular component (GO): catenin complex; plasma membrane; adherens junction
Molecular function (GO): calcium ion binding; cadherin binding
Source: RefSeq, a predicted model, not a curated record
AUGGCCUCCGGGGCGAUGGCCCAGGCUCAGGGCUGCUCUGUGAACCAGACUCUCUUUCAAAUCGAGGAGAACACGGUGCUCAGUGGGCCCCUGGUGGACAUCCAGGUCCCCCAGGGCCAGCAGGUGACCCUCGGGCGCUUGUCCACCCCCCACGCAUUUCGGAUCCAGGGGAACCAGCUGUUUCUCAACGUGACGCCCGACUAUGAGGACAGAACGAUGCUGCUGGCAGACCUGGAGUGCAGGAGAGGCGACACCGUGGUGAGCCAGCUGAAGGUGUUUGUGACCGUGCUGGACGUCAACGACAACCCUCCCGUGUUCCCCUUCGAGGUCAAAACGAAGAAGGUGCCCGAGGACACGAAAGUGAACACCAUCGUCAUCCCCCAAGAGGAGCUGGCGGCCACGGACCUUGACAAAAGUGACAUCUUGCCCCACCGACCGCCCCAGCCCGGCUCCAGGCUGACUGUGGGGCUCGGGCCGCAGGACACCCCGGAGGAGGGCGCCGUGCCCAGCCACAGUGCCACGGCCUCCUUGGUCCUGGAGGUGCAGCCCGUGGACCGGCGGCCGCCCCGGUUCCUGCCCUGCCUCUACUCAGACCUUCUCAUCUGCGUCCAAGCCCAGUACCACGGGGCCAUCCCCACAGGCCACAGACUGCCAGCCCCUCUCACCCUGCGACCUGGGCCCAUCUAUGCCGUGGACGGGGAUCGGGGCAUCAACCAGCGGAUCAUCUACAGCAUCCUGAGGGGAAACGAGGAUGGCACUUUUGUCCUCAACGCCGACUCGGGCAACCUCACCAUGGCCAGGAGCGUCCCCAGGCCCAGGACCUUCCUCUUGCUGGUCAAGGGUGAGCAGGAGGACGGGGCCCGGUACUCAGUGACCCAGGUCACCAUAGAGGCCCGGGCCGCCGCGGGGAGCUUCUCGGCCAUCACUUACGAAAUCACCAACAACUCUGACUUCCGGAUGGACGGGGAGGCGGUGCUGACGGCUGCCCGGCUGGGGCAGGCCGGCGUCUUCUAUGCGGAGGUGCAGGCCAAGAACACGGUCACAGCGGGCACAGCGACCACAGUGGUGGAGAUCCAGGUCUCCGAGCAGGAGCCGCCCCCCACAGGCCCCCCAGGUUCCCCAACACCCCCAGAGACUGGAAGAACAACCCGGCCCUCAAGCAGCUCCACUUCGGAACCCCCCAGGCCCCCCGAGCCUUCUCAGGGACCCUCCACGACCAGCUCUGGGGGGAGCACAGGCCCGCACACCCCCUCAGGCACCUCUACUCCGGAACCCCCCAGACCUUCUCAGGGACCUUCCACGACCAGCUCUGGGGGGAGCACAGGCCUGCACUCCCCCUCGAGCACCUCUACUCUGGAACCCCCCAGGUCCCCCAAGCCUUCUCAGGGACCCUCCACGACCAGCUCUGGGGGGAGCAUGGGCCCGCAUCCCCCCUUAAGCACCUCUACUCCCGAAGCCCCCAGGCCCCCCAAAACUUCUCAGGGACCCUCCACGACCAGCUCUGGGGGGAGCAUGGGCCCGCAUCCCCCCUCAGGCACAACUCUGAAGCCAUCUGCCUUGUCCACCACGCCUGGGGGGCCCUCGAGUGUGGGAACCAGCACUUCCCCCUCAUCAGCCUCAUCUAGUGGGGGCUCACAACAGACCUCAAAGCCAGGCUCGACUGGGGCUGGAGGCACUGGGGACGGUGGCUACACGGACCAGCGCUUCUCGGCGGUGGAGAUGGGGGUCCUGGGCGGGGUGCUGGGCUCCCUGCUGCUCCUGGCGCUCCUGGCCCUGGUGAUCCUCUUGCACAAACACUACGGCCCCUGGUUCCGGUGCUGCUCCAGCAAAGCCCUGGAGGCCCAGCCCUAUGGCUUCGACAACAAGGCCUUUCCCCGAUGA